Molecule: messenger RNA, 3892 nt
Organism: Lepidothrix coronata (blue-crowned manakin)
Lineage: Eukaryota; Metazoa; Chordata; Aves; Passeriformes; Pipridae
Gene: RNF170
Product: ring finger protein 170
Exons: 8
Coding region: 116-886 (256 amino acids)
Molecular function (GO): ubiquitin protein ligase activity
Source: RefSeq, a predicted model, not a curated record
CCGGCGGCGAGCGGAGCUGAGGAAAAAAUGUGCCUCAGAGACUGCUGACCUCAGACCUUGCAGAAACCUGCUUUACCAGGCAAGUGCCUCAGUUGGUCAGUUCUUAAGAGCUGUGAUGGCCAGUCACCAAGCAGAAGUUCAGAGUUUGAAGCUAGAUAAUGAUUCAGUUAUAGAAGGAAUAAGUGACCAGGUACUGGUGGCAGUUGUGCUCAGUUUCACUUUCAUUGCUGCUCUGGUAUAUACGCUUUUAAGAAAUGAACAUCAGAACAUACAUCCAGAAAAUCAAGAGCUAGUGCGAGCUCUUCGUCAGCAGCUUCAAACGGAGCAGGAUGCCUCUGCUGGUGACCGACAUCGCUUUUAUACAGACAUGUCCUGUCCAGUCUGUUUGCAGCAGGCUACGUUUCCUAUAGAAACAAACUGCGGGCAUCUCUUCUGUGGUUCCUGCAUUAUUGCCUACUGGAGGUAUGGCUCAUGGCUCGGUGCCAUCCGUUGUCCAAUCUGCAGGCAGACGGUAACGUUGUUUUUACCACUCUUUGGUGAAGAUCAGCAGGGUGCAAACCAAGUGUUUCAAGAUGUUAGUGAUUACAAUCGGAGAUUCUCUGGACAGCCCAGAUCUAUUAUGGAAAGAAUUAUGGAUCUGCCCACUUUACUGCGACAUGCUUUCAGGGAGAUGUUUUCUGUUGGGGGCCUCUUCUGGAUGUUUCGCAUCAGAAUAUUCCUCUGCUUAAUUGGAGCCUUGCUCUACCUGGCUUCACCUCUGGAUUUUCUUCCUGAAGCACUCUUCGGAAUUCUGGGUUUCUUGGAUGAUUUCUUUGUCAUUUUUCUUCUGCUGAUAUAUAUCUCUAUCAUGUACCGAGAAGUGGUGACACAGCGUCUGAACAGAUGAAAUGGACGAAAAUGGCCCAAAAGCAGAGGCAGUUGUGGAAUGUUUUAAAAAGAGAACUGUAAUGUAAGUAUGAUAUGGCAAGGUGCCUGUGUACAAUUUUAGUAGUAACAGUUUCUUAGCUGGUUGGCUCAUAUAAGUAUGAGGGGUUGAUAUGUGGUGAUGCUUAACUGGAAUCUUUAAUUUGUGCAUUACAUAUGCUUCUUAAGGAGGAGAUUAGUUUUAUUGUGUUGUAAUAAACUACCUUCAUCUGCUUCCACCUGAUGAACAGCUGUAUCUAAUCAAAGCAGGAAACACCUUUUUGGUGUGUUGUGGUUUGUGAAAAUAAAAUUCUAGUAAAGGACUUCAAACAGUAAGUCCAUUUGAGUGAUCUAAACAAAUGUAAGAAAAUUCAGAAAUUCUUCACAGUACAGUUGUCAUGGCUGAAUUGUUCGAUGUCUUACUGUUGUGGGGUAGAGUUUUUUGAAAUAAAAGUAGCUUUGUGUGUCUCUGUGGAAGAAGAAACCCAAAGACUGCAUUACAGUUAUCACCCCGCAGUUUGCUGUUGUCCAGAUGCUUCACAAAAGCAAGGGUGACACCUCAGUGUUGCUUGAACUGCACUGUGUACAGUUGCAUGCAAUUCAUACCAUUUUGGUUUUGUAUUUGGGUAUGUACACAAGGUAUCUGAUCUACGUUUUCUUUUUUGGUUGGUCGACUUGGAUGUGGAUAGAAGGGGUUCUGAAUUACCUUGAAAAAUAUCUGUGAUAAGGGACCACAAAAAAAUCCUGGAAAUGUUUUUAAAAAUACCAGGGUAUUAAUCAUCCCUAAAGCUGAUCUUUUUUUUUUUUUUCAUGUUGAAUUUGAGCACAGGCUAUCAUAGUAAUUUGAAAAUACUUUCAUUUUAAACAGGGAACGCCACUAGAAAGGUCCAGGAUGUGACAGAUCAAUGUAUUUUUUAGCUAGAAGAAUGAUGAUUGCAAUUUUAUUUUAACUUCCUGAGUACUUGAAAGACAGUGAAUUGACAGAUGAUUCUUAGCGUGUUUACAUAUAUGAGAUGAGACUUACAAUGAAAGGGACCUUUUCACAAUUUCAGUGUUUUCUCCAUGCAGGUGUCUUUCCACAGUUUCUAGCACUUAGGCAUGUGCAGGAAGAUGAUAGAGCUGGAACCUGAGGUGUCAGUGGUUGGGGGUGGAGAUUGUCCUUCAAUGUCAGUGUUUUAAAUGACAUUCAUUUAAAACAAAAUUCUCUGAUUCUUCAUUUGAAAAUUUACUUUUGAAAAUCCAGAGACAUUUUACAAAUUAACUGGAAAGCUAAAUUUUUCUUUAUUGCUGUUUGUUAGAGAUGGGCAAGAAGAGAAAAGGGAAGUGCAACAAGGGUAGGAGGAGGACAGCUAGACAGAAAAUUACAUUUUUGGAAGCAAGUGCUGUUGGCUUUUGCAAACUCACUGUUCUUGAGCUUCUCAGUUGAGCUUUUCCCAUUUUGUUGGCACUGCUAAUAUAUGGUGAUGGUUUAGUGGCUACCUCAGUUAAAAGUCAUUAAAGUAUUAUUGAGUAAGCAUGGGAUAUUUAUAAGCUGUUAGGUACAUUUACAAAACAAGAUAGUGAUCUAGGAUGUUAGGUAAGACAAGAUUUCACAGUUUUGCUGGAAGUAUUGUUUUGGGGGUUUUUUUGUUUUCCCGAGAAAUCCAGCUGAGGGCAAACUCCAAAAAUUUAUUUUUAAUUGAGUAGAUUUAACACCCCCUUUUCUCCCGGAGUUUAACUUGUAGGUCUGUUUAGAGAAGAGUGUGAACUGCUGUUGUACAAUAACUGGAGUCCAUUCACAGAAUUUGUUGAUCUAAUGUCUCCUCCAUACUUUUACCCUAUGAUUGUGUUUACCAUUUUCCCGUGGUUUUCUAAAUCCAGAGUGGAUGUAGAUGCACAUGAACCUGCUUGCUGAUUUGUGUUCUUUGAGCUUCCCAAUCCCACACGCUACUGUGAAGUUCAUGCGGAAAUAUGCAUCCAGUCUAAGGGGUCUGUUCCUGAAGAGCAGACCUUCUGGCGUACCUGAAAUCAUACACAAACCACAUCUGAAUGCCUAUGUGAAGUUUCCCCAUGUUCCUUUUCUUCAGUACAUUUCUGAUGGCCAGAAAGGUUUCACUCAGAGGCUUCUGCUUACUUUUGGAUAUUGGGUAACAUUGUAAGCUUAAAUUCAACACAUUAAAUGCUUGACAGAAUUAGGACCAUCCUUCUUUUUCACCAAUACGCGUGCUUGCUUGUGAAUACUCUUUUUUUGGUCCUGCAAGCUGGUGACAAGCAGUAUUAUGACUUGCUCAGGCCUUUUUGUGUAAUGUGAAGAUGCAUCUGUCCUGCGGCGUCUGGCUGCUGCUCCUUUACACAAAUCUGAAAUAGCUGUAAAUUAGCUAUCUUGGGCACUUAUCUUGAACUUAACCUAAGCUCUAGAGCUCCCAAGAAGCUGAAGAUUAAAACAUGAGCGUGUGUUAUUCCUGAACUGUGUGCUGCCAAGUUGUUCUGGCAGCAAUGUUAAAGGUAAGGGCUGGAGCUGAGCCCUGGCUUCAGGAUGUGAAGAAAAUAUGUGUUGCUGUGUGCUUGGUUUUGUCUCCUGGGAUGGGGUUGGCGUGUCACUGGGGGUGGGGGGAGAAAAAAAUGGAAAACUGUAUCAGGAAGAGUUACGGAGAUAAAAUGCAGUCCUUAAAAGAUGACAGUGUCACCAAAAAACUUUGUGAAAUACAUGAUUGUUCCAGCAAUAUUAACAAGGAGGAAAACAGAAGUUAUAUUUAAUAGCUCUUACACAGUAACUUGUAGCAUCUUGAGGCCUAAUGGUCAUCGCUGUACAGAGCGAUCCGUUUCUGUGCUGUUCGUGUGCCACACCAGUGAUGUCUGUGAGGACCAGGCAGAACGGUGUGGUUUGGGGAUACAAUUUUGCUGUAAGUUUCAUAGAACUGUAGCAGUAUGUUACACUAGAUUUUUAAGACAAAAGGAUAUAAAACUACUUGUUGUUACUUUUAAUGAUAAUAAAUUGCUGUUAAAGUAA